AGCAGUGAUAUCGGAACUGCGAAAGUCCCCUCUGCAGGCAGACGUCAGGUCUGGCUGGGACGAAAUUCACAGGUGAUCCUGCAACUGAGCCACUGCAGCCCAGAGAAAGUUAGACAAGCAGACCUCCCUCUGUCUGGAAAACCGAAAGGAGCCAGCAAGUGGAGUCUUAAGGGUAGACGCUCUGUGACAAUGUCGACCCUCCUGCGCUGCGUCUCCACUUCUUCUCUCACUUUGUGCCGGCAAGGUGGCCGUCAGAAGAUACCUGGGAGGAGGUGUUUCAGGACGUUCCCUGUGUUGUGGGACCAAAAGGCCUCCAAAGGUGUGCUUUACAAAGACCUGGUGGUUGGCGUUCCCAAGGAGACUGUGCAGAAUGAGCGGCGUGUGGCGUUGUCACCCGCGGGUGUCCAGGCUCUGGUCAAACAGGGCUUCAGUGUGCAGGUGGAGAGCGGAGCUGGAGAGGAAUCCAAGUUCUCUGACCAGCAGUACAAAGAUGCUGGAGCCAAAAUCACUGACACCAAGGGCGCCUUUGGCUCAGACCUAGUCCUCAAGGUGCGAGCCCCUGUUCUCAGUGAGGCAGACCUCCUUAAGCCCAAAUCCACCUUGGUGAGCUUCAUCUAUCCAGCGCAGAACACGGAGCUGAUGAAGAAGCUGUCCGAGAGACAGAGCACAGUGUUAGCCAUGGACCAGGUGCCUAGAGUCACCAUCGCACAGGGCUACGAUGCUCUCAGCUCCAUGGCUAACAUUGCUGGGUAUAAGGCAGUGGUUCUGGCAUCCAACCACUUCGGCAGGUUCUUCACUGGUCAGAUCACAGCAGCAGGAAAAGUACCCCCAGCUAAGGUCCUGGUUAUUGGAGGUGGGGUGGCUGGUUUAGCAGCAGCAGGAGCAGCCAAGUCUAUGGGAGCCAUAGUUAGAGGAUUUGACACCAGGCCAGCGGCCCUGGAGCAGUUCAAGUCAUUCGGGGCAGAGCCUUUGGAGGUCGACAUCAAAGAGUCCGGGGAGGGUGUAGGAGGUUAUGCUAAGGAGAUGUCUAAGGAGUUCAUUGAGGCUGAGAUGGCGCUGUUUGCCAAGCAGUGCAAAGAUGUCGACAUUGUCAUCAGCACUGCACUGAUUCCAGGGAAGCGGGCUCCCAUCCUCAUCAAGAGGGAGUUUGUGGAGUCGAUGAGGGAUGGCUCAGUGGUGGUGGAUCUAGCUGCAGAGGCAGGCGGCAACAUUGAGACCACCAAACCUGGAGAGCUGUAUGUGUACAAGGGUGUAACACACAUUGGCUACUCAGACCUGCCCAGCCGCAUGGCCACCCAGGCCAGCACUCUGUAUUCAAACAAUAUACUGAAGCUGCUUAAGGCCAUCAGCCCAGACAAGGAGUAUUUCCACUAUGAGCCCACAGAUGAGUUUGACUAUGGGACAAUUGACCAUGUCAUUCGUGGGACUCUUGUUAUGAAGGAUGGCAAGAACAUUUUCCCGGCUCCUCUUCCUAAGACAGCCCCCCCGGCCCCGGUGAAACAGAAAUCAGUGGCCGAGCUGGAUGCAGAGAAGAAGGCGCAGGUCUCCCCUUUCAACCGCACCUUGACCUCUGCCAGCGUCUACACUGCAGGUGUGUCCACCUGUUUGGCUUUGGGCAUCAUUUCUCCCAACGCAGCGUUCACCCAGAUGGUGACGACCUUUGGCCUGGCUGGAAUCGUGGGAUAUCACACCGUGUGGGGUGUGACGCCCGCUCUGCACUCGCCUCUCAUGUCUGUCACCAACGCCAUCUCAGGUCUGACAGCUGUAGGCGGUCUGGUUCUGAUGGGUGGGGGUCUCACGCCCUCUACCUUGCCCGAGACUCUCGCUCUGGCUGCCGCCUUUAUUUCCUCCAUCAACAUUGCUGGUGGUUUUCUGAUAACCCAGAGGAUGUUGGACAUGUUCAAGCGUCCCACCGACCCUCCUGAGUACAACUACCUGUACGCCCUGCCUGGGGCUGUGUUUGUAGGCGGAUAUGGAGCGUCAUUGGCUGCAGGAUACAGCAUCGAGCAGAUGAUGUACCUGGGCUCAGGCUUGUGCUGUGUGGGGGCGCUGGCAGGCCUGUCUGCCCAGGGCACCAGUCGCCUGGGAAAUGCCUUGGGCAUGAUAGGGGUUGCAGGGGGCAUUGCUGCCACCUUGGGCACUCUCAAACCCUCCCCGGAGCUGCUGUCCCAGAUGUCUUUGGCAAUGGCCACUGGAGGAACCAUGGGUCUGACCAUUGCCAAACGCAUUGAGAUCACAGACUUGCCCCAGCUGGUGGCAGCCUUCCACAGCCUUGUGGGGUUGGCAGCUGUUCUCACUUGUGUUGCCGAGUACAUGAUUGAGUACCCCCACCUGGACGCUCACCCAGCCGCCAAUGUAGUGAAGACUGUGGCUUAUCUGGGCACCUACAUCGGAGGGGUCACCUUCAGUGGAUCACUGGUGGCCUAUGGCAAGCUUCAAGGCAUUCUGAACUCCGCCCCCCUGCUAUUGCCGGGACGCCACAUGUUGAACGCUGGUCUGAUGGCGGCAUCCGUGGGAGGCAUGGUGCCAUUUAUGCUCAGCUCUAGCUACGGCACUGGCAUGGGCUGUCUACUGGGAGUGUCAGGGCUUUCCACCAUUAUGGGUGUGACACUGACAGCCGCCAUCGGGGGCGCUGACAUGCCUGUGGUCAUCACAGUGUUGAACAGCUACUCUGGAUGGGCACUCUGUGCUGAAGGCUUCCUGCUCGACAAUAAUCUCAUGACCAUCGUUGGUGCUCUGAUUGGCUCCUCUGGUGCCAUCCUGUCCUACAUUAUGUGUGUGGCCAUGAAUCGCUCCCUGCCAAAUGUGAUCCUGGGUGGGUAUGGUACCACCUCCACGGCGGGUGGCAAGCCCAUGGAGAUUGUUGGCACUCACACUGAAGUUAAUGUGGACCAGUCUAUUGAGAUGAUCAAAGAAGCCAGCAACAUCAUCAUCACUCCAGGUUGGGGUCUGUGUGCAGCAAAAGCUCAGUACCCAAUUGCAGACAUGGUGAAGAUGCUGCGGGAACAAGGCAAGACUGUCAGGUUUGGUAUCCACCCGGUGGCUGGUCGUAUGCCAGGCCAGCUGAACGUCCUCUUGGCUGAGGCCGGUGUUCCCUAUGAUGUGGUCCUGGAGAUGGAUGAGAUCAAUGACGACUUCCCAGAGACAGACCUUACAUUGGUCAUUGGCGCCAAUGACACGGUGAAUUCUGCAGCACAGGAAGAUCCCAACUCCAUAAUUGCAGGAAUGCCUGUCCUGGAAGUGUGGAAGUCAAAGCAGGUGAUAGUGAUGAAGCGCACCCUGGGUGUGGGUUACGCUGCAGUGGAUAACCCCAUUUUCUACAAGCCUAACACGUCCAUGCUGCUGGGAGAUGCCAAGAAGACAUGUGACAACCUGCAGGCCAAGAUCAGAGAGGCUUAUUACUAG
Molecule: messenger RNA, 3405 nt
Organism: Myripristis murdjan (pinecone soldierfish)
Lineage: Eukaryota; Metazoa; Chordata; Actinopteri; Holocentriformes; Holocentridae
Gene: nnt2
Product: nicotinamide nucleotide transhydrogenase 2
Exons: 22
Coding region: 190-3405 (1071 amino acids)
Biological process (GO): proton transmembrane transport; NADPH regeneration
Cellular component (GO): mitochondrial inner membrane
Molecular function (GO): NADP binding; oxidoreductase activity
Source: RefSeq, a predicted model, not a curated record